Messenger RNA from Knipowitschia caucasica, 474 nucleotides. The record is from the annotation of a GenBank genome assembly. Lineage: Eukaryota; Metazoa; Chordata; Actinopteri; Gobiiformes; Gobiidae.
AUGAGUAAAACAGUUGCUUCCUUCAUCCGUCAGUGUGUGACCUGCCGCCGACUCCGCAAAGCUCCGGAGGGUCAAAGGAUGAGCGACCUACCUGCACAACGCAUAGAGCCCUCUCCUCCCUUCACGCACAGCGGCAUGGACUGUUUUGGUCCAUUUUUGACUACAGAAGGAAGGAAACAACAUAAACGGUCCCUGAGCUCACAAAAUCGCACCUUUGACCUGGCCACCCUCAUAACUGACGAGGAUCAUGAAUAUGUGAGGAGCAAGAUUUCAGGCCAGGUGUGGAUCGGACUGAGGUUCCUGGGCGACCGCUGGGUGUGGGUUGGUGGAGAACAACUCCAGUAUGAUGAUUUAAAAACGUGUCCAGUAAUCAGCCGGUGUGGAGUGGUGGACAAGAACAGAUCAACACGUUACAGUAUCCUAAAGUGUAAUGUUGAAAACGAUUUCUUCUGCUACAGGAAAUCACCUGCCUAG